AUGGCAUUCGCUAAAGGUCUUUGCGCCUGUCUUCUCCGUUGUUCAUCUCAUAUUACCGAAGAGGACCGAAAAGAUUAUAAGGAGCAAUGGGCAGACGAGCUGCAGGAGCUAGUCGCCCUAGACAUCGCACCCGUGCGCGUCUCCCUAAAAGACUUUCCACGGCUCAAGAAUCUCAGUAUUGGAGCCCAUACGCUAUGCUAUUUAGCUCGAAAUACAGGAGAUGGAAAGAAGCAGCUUGACUUGAAGUCUUUCAAUCUUGUUGAUCAUAUCCCGUCUACUCUUAGGUCUCUCCAGGUUUACGGGCACGGACAGUCCGCAGAUAACCCCUAUCUGGAUUACGAAUCUGAUCUAGAUAUCAAUGCCCAAAUUGAGCAAUUGGCGCGUGAGCAAGGUGUCAAACUGCGAGGACUGAUGAUUUUUGGAGGCGUUGAUCCUUGUAUUUCAAAUGGCAGGACUGUGGAUGAAAGGUCGGAUGACAACAGGUUUGAUGAGGUUGAUGAUGACGUUGGAUAA
Molecule: messenger RNA, 513 nt
Organism: Penicillium antarcticum
Lineage: Eukaryota; Fungi; Ascomycota; Eurotiomycetes; Eurotiales; Aspergillaceae
Exons: 2
Coding region: 1-513 (170 amino acids)
Source: RefSeq, a predicted model, not a curated record